This is a messenger RNA of Xyrichtys novacula (pearly razorfish), 9945 nucleotides long. NCBI's taxonomy places the organism in Eukaryota, Metazoa, Chordata, Actinopteri, Labriformes, Labridae. The record is from the annotation of a GenBank genome assembly.
ACCCAUAAUUCCCCGCGCCAAGACAAGAUGGAAGAAAGCAGCCACCGCCGGAGAACAAUGUUUUGGCAAUAAAACCCCAAAAGCGGCGAAUACGGAGAGAAAAUAGGCACAUUUGAAACCAUCUGCGGUCAUGUGUAGGUAAGCGUGAAACUAGAUUGGAUUUUGUUUGUUGUAAAUGAUUGGGUUUUGUCGAGAUUUGAGCGACGGGAUUGUCUGGCUCGGCGCAAUCGGAGACGCAUUCGGACCCAGGAUCAUUGUUUCUGUUGCAUGGGCCGUAAUGCGGGUUUUCUGUCGGGGGAGCUAGCGGCUAACCAGCUAGCUCAUGGCAGCUUGAUUGUUAUAAACACAACUGCCUUUACGCGUAGAGUUUGAUUCAGCACAGUCAUCGGAUCUGUAGUUUGCAUGUACCGCUUUGGCUGAAUGAUGUUUUGGUAGCUAAAUCGGUAAGAGCUCCCCGGUUGUAAUUACAGACAAACAAUAAAUGGAGCGCGAGCCUUCUCUGAGCCAGACAGAUUUGAUCGCACGAGCGUCAUCAAAGCUAGGAAACGGGAGGAUGAGCGUUUGUGCCUUUUUAAUUUUUGGUAUCUUCUGGAAUCAUUUAUUUCUUUUUGUAUGUGUCGCAUUUUGGCUAACAGAUGACUCCUGUCGCAGUUAAACCCCUUUCAUGAACAUUAGAAACGUUAACACCAUCAAAUCAUGGACUCGAUUAGCAUUAGCUAGCUCGAUAGCAACUCUAACGUUAAGUAACAUGCUAAACGGUGCGGUACGUCGCUAAUGAUCGGAUUAUAUCUAAAAUAUAUGCACCGUAUGUGGUCUUAUUACGCAUCACAAAACUGUGAUUUAAUUUUUACUUUUUUAAAGUUCGGCGAUAGUUUGUUAGACGUCGGAGCUGACUGUUUUGAUUGAGGACGCAAAGGUGCGUUGAUUGUGUCCCAUUGUGGCUAACCGGUUAGCCGACUAUGCUAACAAGCUGGCUAACUACUCUGCAUCACAAAAGCUCACUGUUGGAUUCAGUGUCGCGGAGCCAAAUGGUCGACUAAACAAUAAAUUCUCACUUCAGUCGUGCUAUCGUCCUCGUUUCUUUACACAUUGGACUCGACUAAGCUUGACUGCAAUGGCUGAAAUGCCCGGCGAGAGUUAAUCUAAAUGUCUGUUUUAGAUAAGUGAAACGAACCGACUAAUUCGCUAAUUUUGCGACCAUUAAUACCCCAGCUUUUGCGUUCAUGUUGGUCGUGAACAACCCAUGGCAUUUGAUGUUCUCCAACAUAGGAAAAACAACAGGAAUAUCAUUCUUUGAGAAAUCAAGCCAACUUCUACACGGAUUUUAUUUUGGCCACAAUCCAAGUCACAUGUGUUGCUAAAUGUCGUAAGUGGAACAAUGCGAGAUGUAGAUCAUAUAUUGUGCUGGCUCCUAUUUCUGUCUGAUUUCGUUCAAAACCCGAGCGCGUGUCCAACAUUAUUGUUAAGAUUUUUUUCUGGACUUCGAUCCAAGUAGUCAUUAUAUUUUCAUUUUAGUUGUAAUUGGGGAAGAAAUAUAACAGUGGAUGAUUAGAUUUUACGAUCAGUAUGUUCAUUCAGUCAAGAGUUUCUGUGUUGUAUUGUCUUCACACCUAUAGUUAUGAUAAUCAAAAAGUAUGAUUUACUAAAUGCAUCUAUUUCACAUCACUGCUAAAUAUGCCAACAGGGCUUUUGUACUUCUUAAAGAAGCACCAGGCUAUUUGUUUUCUUUUUUUAGAGGUUUGUCCCGUCUGCUUUUUACCAGGUUAAAUAUAAUUUUUCUGAGUACAGAUUGAGCUUUCCAGAUGCUGUGACCAGUGUUAUGUUAGGUAAAGCCUUAUAAAUCCAAUUAGGUAGUUAAUGGUCAACUGACAGGAAAUUCAGGGAACAUUGUAGUGCACACAGUACACAGUUAAGACAACGUGGCUGUGACUGAAUUUCCUUAAGACUUGAAAAGGAAAAAGACGUAGAAAUGAAGACAAAAUGUCACAGGUGUUGUGGAUACUAAUGUUUUUGUCUGGAAUCAUCAAUACUUAACAAUACUUUUUAUCAACCUUCUCUUUCAGGAUACUUUUCUCCUGCAUCCCUCUUUAGAUUAAUUGCCCUCCUUCUUCCCUGCAAAAGCAAAAGAACUACCAUGAGUAUUAUCCAAGACAAAUUAGGCAAUGAGUUUUUGCGCAGUGGUGGUAUGGACCCCAAUUUUGCACCAGGUAUGCUUAUGUUUAGCCACCUGCCCCCCGUUACCAGCUUUACACGGCUGGCCUCCCAGUCAGUUAUGGGUGAGCUUCCCCAGGAAAUGAUCCUGAAGAAGGAACGUGACACGCCCCCAGAAAACCAGGGCGCCACAACUGCAAACACAGGAGGCUUUCUCCAUAGCAUGGGCAUUAAGCAGGAGAGGCUGAGUGAGCUGGAUUACCGCAUGCCCCUCUACAGCGGCGGUGGUGGAGGAGUAGGGGUAAACUGUGUUGGAGGGGGCGCGGGGAAGAGUGGCACUGACAUGCAGGACAUGUCUUUCGGCAACCACCACCAAAAUCAUCAGAACAUGCUGCUCCAUGACUUAAGCCUCAGCAAUGUUCGCUCCCUUGGAGAGCAGGUAAGAUAGAGUUGUCAUAUUAAGUCUUCUUUCAAGUGGUUGUUUAAUGUUUCGUCAAGUUGUGUUCAUUUUUCAGCUUCCCUCUUGACUAUAUUAGCAUGAAUUGUAAAAUUAAGGCUUUUGUUGAUAAAUCAUAGUGAUUGUGGCCACCAUUUGCUGUUUAAAGACUCUGGUAUGUUGUGCUUGUAUUCUGUUCUUAGAUGCCUGGAAGAACUUGUAAAGAGCCAAAAGAGUCCUCAGGUAGAAGAGGGCGAAGGAGCAAUGGGGACGGGCAGGGCGGGAAAGUGAGGAGGAAACGCAAUGACACUGCAAAGGUAAGUAGCUUAUUAUUUUCUUUUUCCCCAUCACAAAUGAGUAAAAUGUGUUUCCCUAAAAUAAAAUUACACCAGAUAAUUAAACUAAACUAAUUAAAGCUGUGUGUAUGUGCAACAAAAGUCAACUUUAUUUACCUGCAGAUAUAUACCCUGUGUUAAUGCAUGUUUUUUUUGUUUUUUUUCUAUAGGCCAUGAUGUUGGAUGCAGAAGGAGCCUGCCUGUCUCCCAACUCAAAACCACAUAUCUGUGAGCACUGUAACGCUGCCUUCCGCAGCUCCUACCACUUGCGCAGACAUGUGCUCAUACACACAGGUGAGAGACUUUCACUGCUUAUCAGUGCUUUUAUUAAAUAAAUGGAAAGUUAACACAGAUAAGCUACAUCCAUCACCAGUUUAUGUAUUGUCUGUGUUAAAUGACUAUACAUUAUCAAAUACACAACUGAAGAUCCUUCGUUUGCCAUCAUGAAUAAAAAUACAUUAAUACCAGAUAGAAACUGAAUUGCACUCCAUAGCUCUGUGCUUUUAAUUGUCCCUUUCGCUGUGAAAGCUUGAGGCCUUCCUUCAAUCCAGACAGCUGCUGAUGACUCAGUGAUUACUCAUAUACUUCUGGACAUUUUAGUCACUCUCUUUGCUGGGAAUUCCUUGCUUGGCUCUUUAAACUUGGGCUUAUGAAUAAUAUGAAGGGGAAAAUCUUUCCUUUUUUUCUCUUUGACCUGUUUUUAAUCAUCACCUUUUCUCUUAUCCUUUUUUUAAAAUAGCCUCCAUCUUGUAAUGCAGUUCCUUAAAACACAUAUGGUUAUAUAUUACAAUUAAACACUAUUUAAAAUAAUUACAGGUUAUUCUGUAGACAGAGGAGUGCUGUAUAUGACGGUCAUGUUGAAGUUGGGGGGUGGGGGGGGGGUUCAGAAUGCUCUAAAAGAUGUCUUAAUAAAAUUCAAAUAUUUAUAAAUAAAAGAAAUCACAAUUGCAGACCGUGAUUAGCCCGGAGGUAAAAUAAAGUACAGACGGAUAUCAACAACAAGAAAUGUGAAUCAUCUUGUAAAAUUACACUUAACAGUUGAGGACAGACAGUUGCACAAGCGUGUACAGGUACCUGGCCUCAACAUAACCGAUGGAUUUUGAAAAUCUAACCAGAAUCCCGAUACUUAUGACAGUUUGGUAGUGAUGUAUUUUAAGAGUGAGUAUUUAGUUAUUGAGGAAACCUAUACUAUAACUUCACACAAGGCUCCAUAUUUCUGAUUUGAAUGUACGUGAUCGGCUCCUCCUUUUGAUUUUAUCCUUCAAAAUACCAUACAGGCUAACUGUAGACUGAAAUAAUGACUUUCUUUCUCAUAAACUUAUAAAUUUAAUCUCAUAAUGUCAUGACUGUGUUCAAUUCAUAAUUGCACAUUAAUUCUCAAAAUCUCAAAUACCUCCCUAUGAUGUGGCCGCAAUACCUCUUGAAUAGAUAUUCCAGCGAAGGUUUAAGUCAUGGUCAAACACACCGUAACACCUAGUAAGACCCUUCCUCGAGAGAGGAAUUUUGCCCACCGCUAGCUUUUCUAGUUCCACCAACUUCAGCAAAGACCACACGAUAGCAACACACAGCAGUGUUAUGUCUCCACCACAACUGCAAACAAAAAAAAACACAAAUAAUGCUCAGAGCAGCACCUAACUUCAUUAACAGUACAUAUAAGGUCCCAGCCAUAGUACUAGCCAUCAAACAUCUUUUAAGCUUUGCCUGGUUUCUCUAGCAAAGAGCCUAAACACAACUCACCCACUCUCCUCCAGCAGCUGCUUGUUUGUGGGGGAGCCCUGACAAGUCAAUCACAGAGUGCAGCAGAGUUUCGCAGCUCAAGGAAGAAAAUUUAUGACUAAUACUUGAUGGAAAUGCAAUCAGAGUUUUUGUGUAUCUUGUAUGUGCUCUGCAGAUGCAGUAGUUCCUCUGCCUUAGCAUCUCGGUCUGAUAGCAUUUCCAUGAAAAAAUAAUUUUAUUCUUACCGAAAGGAUUGGCUAUGCUGUGCCACAAGUUUGUGUGUGUCUUGACUACAUGGUAACAGAGCUGUGUGAAAGCGGGCAUUAAUUAAUGUGAUGUGUGGACGGUUGUACUCUUGAUCGCACAGGUGAGAGGCCUUUUCGGUGCAGUCAGUGUAACAUGAGCUUCAUUCAGAAGUACCUGCUCCAGCGGCACGAAAAGAUCCACAGUGGUGAGUUUCUGCAUUUGGAUAAGAACUGUGAUAAACUGUCAUAUAUUGGAGUGAAUGUCACUCAGAGAAUGAGUGUCUUGACAAGCCCUCACACGGUCUCAUCCUUCAUUCACAGGAGAGAAACCUUUUAGCUGUGACCAGUGUAACAUGCGUUUUAUACAGAAGUACCAUAUGGAGCGGCACAAAAGGACACACAGUGGCGAGAAGCCCUAUCGCUGUGAUACCUGCCAACAAGUAGGCUUUCUGUUUACUCUGUUCUAAAUAGCUUACCUCUGUCUUUUGAUCUUGUGUUGUCUGUGUAAAUGUUGAAGGCACUUUCAAUAACCUUUUUUUGAAUAGUGUCUCCUAGUAGUCAUGUCAUCAUUACAUUAGGUCCAUUUUGAAUUUCAGCUUUCUCUAGUUCUCACUCUCAAAUCCCUGAAGCCUUGUGUCAAUAGGAUUAGUUGUGUCAGAAAAGGUGAAGGUGUUGAAUGUUCCUCUUGUGAUUCAGUGAUUUAACAAACUGCUGUAGCUGUGCUGUGGAUUCAAAAGAAGAAUUCAGUGUAAACUAAGCCUCUGUUUCUUCUAUCCCCUUCUGUUACCCCUCUGUCAUCUCCUAGUUUUUCUCAAGAACAGACCGGUUACUGAAGCACAAACGUACUUGUGGAGAAGCCAUAAAGAAGGGCCUGGAUCCAAGCAUGCUGGAGCUCAGCGAGGCAGAGCUAGGCCAUGGCAGCUAUUCACUCACUCAGGGAAACUCUACCACCUCCGGACGCAAAAGGGCCAAGUCCAAAAAUGGCGAGGGUGGCGAGCGCAAGAGGAAGAAGAAUUCCUCAGCAUCAAUGGCAGCAGCUUCAGCCUCUGGGGGGAUGGCCCGUGACCUGGGCUUGCAGGACUUCAGCAUGGAGCACCCCUCAGGCUCAGGCCCUGCCAUGCAGGGACGCACCCCCAAAUUGGUCUUUAAAAAAGCUGGACGCAAAGGCUUGGACAAGGGCCUUCUCUCUCUCGAAGAUGGUGCAGAUGGACAGAAACAGUUGGGCCAGAAGUCUGGCGCCAUGGAUCAUGUGGAAGGCCCUGGCCUUGAUAACAUGGGUCUGCUUCAGGGGGCCGGGGGUAACAAGCAGGGGCCCACUACCACCAGCAACUAUGAUGAUGCAAUGCAGUUUGUGAAAAAGCGGCGCUACCUCCAUGCUGUUAACAAUGACUAUGGAGCUGGCCCGCUACACAUGGCGUCCCAGGGCAGUAGUGUAAUCCAGGGCUCCCUAGGGCCCGAACCAACACUAGCCAUGCUGGACUCCUCUCCUCUGGAACUCAAGCAUGACAAGUCAGGCAUUCCAGAUGAGGUUCUGCAGAGCCUGCUAGACCAUUAUAGCCAUAAACCAGAGGGGUCACAUCACCAUGAUGUGACUUUCGACCUGUCAGAUCACCCACAUCAUGUAGACCUGCAGCCGGCAGCUCCCGUGACCCCUGAGCUGGAAGAUGACUCACCCAAUGGUGGGGACAAGACUGCGGUGAUGAGCGAGUACUCAAAGUUUCUCCUGCAAGCCCUGGAGCGCACCAGCCAUAGUGGGCCCUUCCCAAGCCUUGGUCCGACGGGACCUUUCCCUCUCCUGUCAAGUAGCUCCAGCCCAACAGGGCCCCUGUUUUCUGACAAACACAUAUACACCACAUCCCCGCUGGAUUGUGGCUACCCACCUGCUGUCUCCUCCCCACUCCCCAUCGUCACCCCUUCGUCCACCUCCUCUUCAUCCUCAUCCAAGUCCCAUUACGGCAUGCUUGUCGGCUCCCCCUCCCAGGCAGGCUACCACCUCAGCCUGGAAUCUACAAGCCACCAGCAGCUGACCCCAUCUCAGGAGCUGACCGAGCAGCUGGAGAAGCAGCACUCUCCCGGCGCCUUCACUCUACCUCCCCAAGACCUGACUGCCCAGGCAGAGGGCUCCAAGGGGCAGCAGCCCAAAGCCGGAGGGAGCGCUGCACCCACCAACGGCUCCAGCUACCCAGACCUGUCCCCUCUGAACCCACCUAAAGAAACCACGUAUCAGAUCGAGAACUUCGCCCAGGCCUUUGGCUCUCAGUUCAAGUCUGGGCGGCAGACCCCUCUGAGCUACGGCAGUGAUCCUGGGACAGAGGUUGACCAUAGAAUAAGGACUCCAGUGUCAGAAUUCUCAGGGUAUACCAGUUUGUUAGCUGACGUCAGUGAGCCAGUGAGUACAGGAUCAAAAACCCCGACAAGCCAAAGUUUCAGAUAAGGGUCAAACGAGGUGAAUCCAGUGGGGGCUGUUCUGUUACUGUCCAUGCGGUCCCUACACCCAUCCUGAUUUUGUUCUUGUAGCAAAGUUUUUUUAAACACUGCCAUUAAUGUUGAUACAAAAAUGACCAGGGAGGGUCUUCCAUGGCCUCAAAUGCAAUUUUUUAAAUAUUCUCAUUUUUAUUAUGUAUUUAGUCGCUCAAAUUUUGUUUACGAGUAGUGUGUUUGAUAUGAACGUACCGUAGAUUUAAAUGUAAUUUAAAACAUUUAGAGGGUAGCUAUCAACUUGCUUGAUUUUUUUUUUCCUUUCUCUGAACUAUUGUGUUUUACCAAUCAUCAUACCAUUGUAAAGUAAUAAUGAAUAAUGUUGAUGAUUUCAAUAAUAAUAACAUUGUGGCAGGGAAAGGCCCAGAAUUCAAAUGGCAAAAAAGUAUAUAUUGUCUGUUACAAGAAACGUAUUAACUCAGGAAAAAUAGGCAAAAUUGUGUAAUAAGUCUUUGUAUUAUGAGAUGCAAUUAGCACAGUUUUACAGGUGUACUUUGAAACUACAAAGCUUUGAUUUUGUUAUUGUGUUUUAUUUCUUUUAAACUCGUCAGUACUACAAAUUUCAAUACAUGAUCAUGUUUGGUUUCCACUUCGUGUAGUUUGGUUGAGAUUAUGGUACUGUUGUGUCAAUGUGAGGACAUCCACAUUUCCUACACGAAAGAAUAAAAUUGUGGUGGAGUUUAGGCCAUAACAUGCAACAUUACAUUGUGAAGGUGUGGUAACGCGACUGACUGUUCAUUUGCAGGUCUUAGUCGGUGUCAGUUGAAGAUGCCCGUCUAACCACCAGUGGCCAGUAAAACGACACAGCUGAAAUUAAUUUAAAUCUCAUUGCUGUUACAGCUUUCUGUAAAGGAAACUUUUGGACUUUUUUUUUUUUUUUUUUUUUUUUUUUUUACAUCAUUCUAUUGCCGAAGUGAUUCAUUUCGUUUUAAAGAAGCACCACUUUUCUACUCCACGCCUUGCUGUUCCUUUUUUAUGUCGGUAGAAUCAAACAAGCACUUUUUAAAUCAAAUCAACAUUGUUAACAGCAACAACAACCCAUUCAAUUUGCAUAUGUGAUCCGUGAAUAUUAUGCUUAUGGUUAUUAUGGAUAUUAUUUUAAGAGGAGAAAACUGUGAAAAGGGUUUGGUUGGUUGGGAGGAAGGGAGGGGAGGGGAGGGAGGGGUGAAUAGAUGGGUAGUGAGCGGGAGGGUGGGAGGACGGGCAGGGCUGGAUUGUUGUUGAAUAGGCUUUGGAAGGGGUUGACUAGGCAUGACCAUGGGCAUCUAAAUGUAAUUUGUCGCUUAUUCUUAAUGGUAAAGGAGAGAGGGAGGGGUGGGGUCAGGGUUUUUUUAUGAUUUUUUUUUUUUGGUCUGUUGAUGUAAAAAGAUGAUUUGCCAUAAUUUUGUUAUACAAUAUUUUGAGAGUACCUCUUUGUAUUUAAGUGUUUUGAGAGAUGGGCUGACAUGCUGGAACCCUUAUCUGUAGACCCCAUUGGGUAUGUUGGGUGCAUACCUAAACCCUUUUAUUUAUUCCCCACUAGACACAACAGAACUCUGUAGCUACAUUUUUUGGCAAGUAAUCACCGGACCUACACCCCUAUCCCCUCCCUCUACUUAAUGAUUUUUUUUAACCCUGCUGUUAGUAAAGUUGCAAGAAACUGCUUCAAUUAUACAGUCAAAUAACAGAAUCCAAGUCUAGUUAAACUCAGAUCACCUUCCCAAAAUGCAGCCCUGCACUCAAAAAAAUAAACAAUGGCCUUCUUUGUCUUCCGUGGCUAAAGCCAUUCUAUCCUGGCUGCCAGGGUUGAUUUUUAAUUUAGUUGAUUUCCUGUGAGCCAACCCCCGACCCCUCCACUUUCCUUUUCCUAUGUCUGUGAGCUCCACAGCCAAGAGACUUUGAAGCUGCUCAGAUCACAGGGAACAAAGACUGACUGACCAGCCACCUCACUCCAAACACACACUAUGCUUUUAAAGGAGAGAAAACAAGCGGGUGAGAGAUGUUAGAAGAAAAAAAAGACAAUAAGAUUGACCUAAAUAUACCUCAUAUCACUAAAGCAUAAGAAAGCAGGGACAUGCGUUUCAUGUAUGUAGUGGAAAUAUUUGUAGUAUAGGUUUCGACAUAAUGUAUAAUCAUUUAACACUGCCUGUGUUUACAAUUAUAGAGCAAGUGACUCGUCAAAAUGCAAAUGUAUUUCUUUUCUGUACAAAACAUCCACGCCAAGCAGUGUUGCAUUCUAGAUGCCUCAUAGAACAUUCAUUUUUCUCAUGUUAUAUCCCUUAUUUUUGUUACUUGCCAUAAUGUGUUUUGAUAUGAUCUCUAGAAGGACAUUGUUUACAAAAAUGUACAAAAACACUAAAAAUGUGUGUUCUCAAUUUUUUUUUUUUUUUUUUUGUUGAAAAUUUCUCCAGUAUGCAUGAUAAAGACAUUUUUGUAUGGCUUUUUUUUCUGACUGUCAACUCAAUACCAAAUUUUGUAGCAGAAGCCUCCCCAAUCCUUUGUCUUAUUUGUUAUAGACCCCUUGUGAUAUGAUUUCCCAGGCUGUACCUGUUAUUGAGAUGAUGAAAGGAUUAGAGAAGCCAAUAAAAACUUUUUGUUACAAAAA